This is a messenger RNA of Lasiosphaeria miniovina, 1959 nucleotides long. RefSeq names its product 6-phosphofructo-2-kinase-domain-containing protein. The transcript has 4 exons. Gene Ontology annotation, molecular function: 6-phosphofructo-2-kinase activity; ATP binding. Gene Ontology annotation, cellular component: cytosol. The record is from RefSeq and is a predicted model, not a curated record. Gene Ontology annotation, biological process: fructose metabolic process; fructose 2,6-bisphosphate metabolic process. NCBI's taxonomy places the organism in Eukaryota, Fungi, Ascomycota, Sordariomycetes, Sordariales, Lasiosphaeriaceae. Bases 1 to 1959 code for a protein of 652 amino acids.
AUGAUCGCCUCGUCGGCCACAGCUCCUUCGUCGCCCAACAUCUCUGCCAAUGGACCGCAACCCCACGGGUCGGGGCGCUCCCACGAUGACCUCCUACCUCCCCCCGCAACCCCGGCGCUGGCGCACGCCCUCCGGUCGCUGCACGAGCUCGAUGUGAACGGGCAGGCCCUCGACAGGCCUGCGACGACCGCGUACGAUUCACCCUACAGCCGCAGCAUAGCGUCCACUGCCCCAGGAUCACCACGGAUUCCUCCGCUCCGCCAGAAUUCGGGCAACCACACUCCCCGAGUCCGGCCUCAUGCCACAACGCUCAACAUUCCAGGGAUGACGCGAUCAAAAGCCUCUCCUGACGGCCGGAUUCCCGAGAGAGAUGUCGCGGCCAAGCUCGUCAUUAUCAUGGUAGGCCUCCCAGCGCGGGGAAAGUCGUACAUCACCAAGAAGAUACAGCGAUAUCUGUCCUGGCAACAACAUAAUUCAAGGAUUUUCAAUGUCGGCAACCGCAGGCGUAUCGCGGCGGGCGUCGCCAAGCCCCAAAACGAAGCUGCUCCGGUUUCGGCCACCGAGCCCGAUGGACCGACCCAGGCGGCCACGAUCCUGCUGAAUGGCGCCCAGAACAUGCCAAACAUUACUGUAGAGGACGAGCCUACGAGGCUGGACCUCAACGGGUCGGCGGCCCGCUUGAAGCGUCAGCAACAGAUUGACCAGUCGGCCAAGUUCUUCGACCCCAAAAACGAAUCGGCGGCCAAGCUUCGGGAACAGGUCGCGCUUGACACGCUGGACGAGCUGCUCGACUACCUCCUCCACCGAGGCGGCGCCGUCGGUAUCCUCGACGCCACCAACAGCACGAUCCACAGGCGGCAGCUGCUCGUCAACCGCAUCAGGGAGAGAGAGCCGAAACUCGGCAUACUGUUCAUUGAGAGCAUAUGUCAUGAUGAGAAUCUCUUGGAAGCAAACAUGCGCCUGAAGUUGUCUGGACCGGAUUACAAGGACAAGGACCCGUGGAAGUCCCUCGAAGACUUCAAGCAGCGGGUCAAGGCGUACGAGAGCGCCUAUGAACCCCUGGGCGAGUACGAAGAGGAGCAUGAUUUGCAGUACAUCCAGAUGAUCGAUGUUGGGAGGAAGGUAGUCCAUCAUAGGCUGAAGGGCUUCCUAAGCGGCGGCAUCGCGUCGUAUCUAACAACGUUCAACCUGUCGCCGAGGCAGAUCUGGAUCACACGCCACGGGCAGAGCGUGGACAACCAGCUGCAGAAGCUUGGCGGCGACUCGGAGCUGACGGAGCGGGGCCACUAUUACGGCCAGGCCCUGUACCACUUCAUCACGCAGAAGCGCAAGGAGUGGCUGAUCGAUCAGAAGAACAAGAUUGCGAAAUCGACGUUCCCGCCGCAGCCGGGCGAUCACACGCCUCCCUACCCCGAGCUCAACCAGGAACUGGACGACAAGAACUUUUGCGUGUGGACUUCGAUGCUCAAGCGCAGCAUCGAGACGGCCGAGUAUUUCGACGCGGACGACGACUACGACGUCAAGGCAUGGGAGAUGCUCAACGAGCUCAACGCGGGCACGUUUGAGGGCAUGACGUACGACGAGAUUGCGCAAAAGUAUCCCGAAGAAUACCAGAAGCGCUCGCGCGACAAGCUCCAGUACAUCUACCCGGGCGUCGGCGGCGAGGGCUAUCUGCAGGUCAUCAGCCGGCUGCGCGACAUGGUGCGCGAGAUCGAGCGCAUCACGGACCACCUCCUCAUCAUCAGCCACCGCUCGGUGUGCCGCGUGCUCAUGGCCUACUUCAUGGACCUGACGCGCGACGACAUUGCCGACCUCGACGUGCCCCUCGGGAUCCUAUACGCCAUCGAGCCUAAGCCGUACGGCAUCGAGUUCCACGCGUACAAGUACAACGAGGAGCAGUCGUGGUUCGACGAGCUGCCCAACUACAAGCCGCAAAGAACGGUCGACCGAAACUCUUGA